UAGGUUUAGGUGGUAGGUUUUCUGCUCCGGGCCUUGAACUUUGACAGCAGCAGGCCUGUCAAUGUGUAGUGAUAUCAGUUUGCAAAUGUUCUGGUUGCAGCUGUACCAGAUGGGAUUCGGUAAUUCCGAUUCAGCUGACACCGAAUGAAUACUUGUCACAUACUUGACACUGAUGAUGGAUGAGACACGGUUCCUGCCUUAUUAAGGAGAGUCGAAACUAGCCACAGGAGGAGAAGAACUACGAGGGACUAAGUGCUGUUAUGCAGAUACAGGAGAUGUGCUGCAGUCCUAUAAAGAAGAGUGUUUUUAGCUCAGGCCACGGCACAGAGGGAAGGCUUCCUGGAGAGGGUGGUGUUUUCAAGAAAUGCCAUCAACGAGAAGUAAAAUGUUGGUAAAGAGAGAGCGAGCGCAGGAAGUUGGGUAUUAAAGCUCAAGGAGGAUCUGGUUUGCCUGGGGUAUAGGAGGUGCCAUCUCUUUAUCCACGCUCCAGUGACACAAGAUGCCCUUCAAUGGCGAGAAGCAUUGUGUGGGCGAAGACCAGCCGAGCGAUUCAGACUCUUCCCGGUUUUCCGAAAGCAUGGCUUCCCUCAGUGACUAUGAGUGCUCCAGGCAGAGCUUUACAAGCGACUCCUCCAGCAAAUCCAGCUCCCCUGCUUCAACAAGCCCUCCCAGGGUUGUAACAUUUGAUGAAGUGAUGGCUGCAGCAAGGAACUUAUCAAACAUGACUCUUGCUCAUGAGAUUGCUGUAAAUGAGAACUUUCAGUUGAAACAAGAUGCCCUCCCUGAGAACAGCUUGGCAGGUCGAGUGAGGCACAUUGUCCACCAGGCCUUCUGGGACGUCUUGGAAUCAGAACUGAAUGCAGAGCCUCCCGAGUAUGAGCAUGCCAUCAAGCUGUUUGAAGAAAUCAGAGAGAUUCUUCUUUCUUUUCUGACUCCUGGUGGCAACCGGCUUCGCAACCAGAUCUGUGAAGUUCUGGACACAGACCUUAUCAGGCAGCAGGCUGAGCACAGUGCUGUUGACAUCCAAGGCCUGGCCAACUAUGUCAUCAGUACGAUGGGAAAGCUGUGUGCUCCCGUGCGAGAUGAUGAUAUCCGAGAGUUAAAGGCUACCGGCAACAUUGUGGAGGUGCUAAGGCAAAUAUUUCAUGUCCUGGACCUGAUGAAAAUGGAUAUGGUCAAUUUUACAAUUAGGAGCCUGAGACCACAUCUUCAACGCCAGUUGGUAGAUUAUGAGAGAACCAAGUUUCAAGAAAUUUUAGAAGAAACUCCAAGUGCUCUUGAUCAAACUACAGAAUGGAUCAAAGAAUCUGUACAUGAAGAAUUGCUUUCUCUUUCUGAGGCUGCUCUAACUCCUGGGGCCGAAAACAGCUCCAAGCCAAGCCUGAGCCCUACAUUGGUGCUAAAUAACAGUUAUUUGAAACUGUUACAGUGGGAUUAUCAGAAAAAAGAAUUACCAGAGACGCUCAUGACAGAUGGAGCACGUCUUCAGGAACUGACAGAAAAGCUGAAUCAAUUGAAAAUGAUUGCCUGCCUGUCCCUAAUUACCAACAACAUGGUGGGUGCUCUUACGGAGGGCUUACCUGAGCUUGCAAUCAAGCUGAAAAGGAUUUCAGCUGUUCUACUUGAAGGCAUGAACAAAGAGACCUUUAACUUGAAGGAAGUCCUGAAUUCCAUCGGUAUUCAGACUUGUGUUGAGGUUAACAAGACCCUGAUGGAGAGGGGUUUACCUGCUUUAAAUGCUGAGGUUCAAGCUAAUCUUGUAGGUCAAUUCUCAAGCAUUGAAGAAGAGGACAAUCCUGUCUGGUCCUUGAUUGAUAAACGAAUCCAGCUAUACAUGAAAAGCCUCCUUUGUCUGCCAAGCCCUCAAAAAUGCAUGCCUCCUGUGCCAGGAGGCCUCACUGUCAUUCAGCAGGAGCUGGAAGUGCUAGGCUCUCAAUAUGCAAACAUUGUGAAUCUCAACAAACAAGUUUAUGGACCAUUUUAUGCAAAUAUACUCCGAAAGCUGCUCUUCAGUGAGGAAGCCACGGGGAAGGCGGAUGCUUCAUCGUCUACUAACUAAAGAGGAACUGACAUUGGAUAAGAGAUUGGAAACCCAGCACUUAGGUACCCCUCCUGUUUUCAUCGUUGGCAUUACAGGCGCGGCACAUUCUCAGGCCUGUCUGUGGGACAGUGUUAGCCCAAAUCUGUGUAAACCAGUAACAUUAGUGCUGCAGAAGACGAGUGCAUCUCAUAGACUCUAUUUGUGCACCAUUUUCAAGUUCAAAAGAAACAUUUUUAAUGAACAGAAAGCAAUUUAUAAUGAAUUGUAUUACCUAUAUAAUACUCGUGAAUGUUUUCUUAUGCAUUUAUAUCAGGCUUAUUCAUUCAACCCUUAAGGAGUUAUAUUUCCUCACUUGUCACUAUCAAACCUAAUGAUUUUUUUUUUAACUUUGGUACAGCUUUUAAGGGGUUGAAAGUUGUAUGAGAUGCACUUGUCUUCUGCAGCACUAAUGUUACUGAAUAAAUGAUGCAAAGUAAGGAUAAUUGUAUUUGAAAUGUAUAAUUCAAUUUUAUUAAUGUGUAGUAGAAACUUACACAGUAGGUCCUCAUAUUCUACAACAUACCAAAAUCACAUUUUGUAAUACCAAUUGUCAGUAUUUGUCUAGAAUUUAAACAUAUUAAAUACAUUUUAAAGCUACAUACAAUUUUUCGAUAAAACCUCCCUUGUUCGUUUAGUGAAAAUAGGCACAAACUCCUUCUAAAAUUUUAUUCUAGAGGGUAGAUUCUUCUUGCAACUUAUCCUGCCCUCUGAGGGAAACAAUUUUUGCACACAUCUCUUUGUAAAUGUCCUGGCAUUUCUCAGGCCAUUGGUAAGGUUUAUAUAAGAUUUUAAUAUUUUUACAUAGGCCGGAGUGGUUUGAAUUGGUUUCCUUGUAAGAAGAGAAGUUGACAAAAUGAGAUCCUUAUUUUCGGUGAAAUUCCCAUCUGAAAAAGAAACAGUAGAACUUUGGAUUUUUUUUUUUUUUUUUUAACCAUGUAAUGUGCUAGCAAAUGCCUUCUGUGCCGAUUAAAUUCUUGCCCUGCUGUGACCAAGAUGUUCUUCUAAGUAUCAUCAUCCUUUGCCAUUCUUGUGCAUUAGCCUUUGCCAGGCUGGCACCAGUCAUCAAGAUUCGAGAGAAAUCUGCUUGUCCUGGAAUCCCGUCCUUCUGAAGUGUUAAGCGGGGCACUACCGUUUGGGUGGACUCAGUCUGGGAAGUGCUUUAUUUGCAUACAACAUUUUUUGAUGGUUUGGUUUUCUGAAAACUCACUGAACCUUAGUAGUUUGGUGGGAAGAAGAGGUAGGAGGUAAAAUACUCCUUUCUCCCUCACCCCCUCUUCCUCACGACGACCUCUUCCACCAAGAUGUGCUCCCUAAUUAUUUGAAAAAGUUCUAGGAAAUGAUUGCGUGAAUAAGUUGUCUCAAUCUUUACAUUUCGGAGGGCUCUGCCAAAAUUCAAGGAAAUUGUGAAAGUCUUUUUUUUUUUUUCUGUCACGAUGACCGAGACAUAAAGCAGCCGUUCUCUCCAUUCGAGCAGCUGUGUGUAAGUGGAAUUUCACUGAAGAACACGUCAUUGGUCUUACCCGCUUUUUCCCUUUUCCUGUAUUUCCAUUCUGUCCCUGUUUCGGGAUGCUUAGAAACCACAAGGUGCUAUAGAUUUUUGUUUUCAUUUUCUCUUAAGUUGAAGUCGUUUUCAGCUGUGUUCCCUUUGGGGCCUGGAUGGACGGCAGGGAAGGUCUGACAUAGAAAGGUAAUGUGUAGCCUGACUUUUUGUCACUUUCUGAGAUGAACUGUAUACUUAACCAGGAAGACCAGGUGGUGUACUUUUUUUAUUAUCAGAUUGGUAUCCAGCUGGUAUUCUUAUAUAUUUGAUUAUAGUGUAGUUGCCAGCAGGAAAACAAUGUGGAAACAUUUUUUUAAAUACAUUUAAAAUGAAGGGCAUUCAGCUUUUUUUUUUUUUUAAGUGGCAAAAUAAAUCUCAAUGUCUCAAGCCUGGAUUUAGGCAACUCCAUUUAUUAGGAUUUUAAAAUCCUAUCCCUUAGCAUGUUGUUUAUUUGGUUUUUACUUAAAUGUUUACCUCUACUUUUGAGAAUUUUCUUAACCUAGUCUUGUUUCGUAAUGUCAAUUUUAUGAAAUAUCAUACCCAUGUUUUCAUUCUUCUACUGCUGAAACACGUAUGGUAUGCUCUAAUUAAAUUUCAAAACAUUAAAAAUUAUUUCAACAUA
Molecule: messenger RNA, 4242 nt
Organism: Sus scrofa (pig)
Lineage: Eukaryota; Metazoa; Chordata; Mammalia; Artiodactyla; Suidae
Source: RefSeq, a predicted model, not a curated record